Molecule: messenger RNA, 1831 nt
Organism: Chenopodium quinoa (quinoa)
Lineage: Eukaryota; Viridiplantae; Streptophyta; Magnoliopsida; Caryophyllales; Amaranthaceae
Product: pentatricopeptide repeat-containing protein At3g21470-like
Exons: 1
Coding region: 197-1747 (516 amino acids)
Biological process (GO): RNA modification
Molecular function (GO): RNA binding; protein binding
Source: RefSeq, a predicted model, not a curated record
UGGAUGAUCAGCUAAUUUUAAUUUUAGUUGGUUAAAGCCUUAAAAGAUGAUACACAAGACAUAAGAUCAAAUCUCGUCUAUAUCAGCUCUCUAUCCUCGAAAAUUUUGACUGCAAACAUCAAAUACUUUGUAUAAGCUUGUGCCAAGUUUAAAAACUGAAAAUAAACUUGUCCUACUAGAACCAUUUGUGUAUGUAAUGUCAAACCCCACAAAUUUGCUUCAUGUAAUAAGAGAUCUCCUCGCACAAAAAUCACCAAGAAAUGCCCUUCUUCUCUAUUCCCAAUUUCGACGCCAAAAUGUAUGCAAUUUAGAUGUAAUCCCUUUAAUUUUUAAGGCAUGUUCUUGUUUAUCCUUGAAAAACCAUGGGAAAUCUUUACAUGCUGAAUCAGUAAAGUAUGGAGUAGAUUGUGAUGUUAUGGUUGGAACUUCAUUGUUGGGUAUGUACUCAAAAUGUGGGGAAAUAGUUGAUGCACGUAAGGUGUUUGAUAAUAUGCCUCAGAGAAAUGUGAUCACUUGGAAUGCAAUGAUAGCUGGGUACUUGAUUGGUGGGGAUACUACAACUGCAUUGUCAUUGUUUGAAGCUAUGCCGGAGAGGACAGUUGUUACAUGGAAUGAAAUGAUUCGUGGGUUCGCGGUGAUUGGGGAUACGACGAUGGCUAGGGAGUUGUUUGAUCAGGUGAAUGUAGAGAUGAGGACUGUUGUUACUUGGACUAUAAUGGUUGAUGGGUAUGCUAGGAAUGGGAUGAUGGAGGCUGCAAGAGAAGUUUUUGAGGUUAUGCCGAAAAGAAACUGUUUUGUUUGGUCAGUGAUGAUAAAUGGGUAUUGUAAGAUAGGUGAAGUUGAGGAGGCUAAGGCCGUAUUUUAUAGAACUCCUGUUAGGAAUCUGGUGAUUUGGAAUUCAUUAGUAUCUGGGUUGGCACGAAAUGGAUUUUGUGAAGACGCGAUUGAUGCAUACCGUGAAAUGCAAGUGGAUGGGUUUGAGCCUGAUGAAGUGACUGUAACAAGUGUUUUAUCUGCUUGUUCGCAGUUAGGUUGUUUGGAUGUCGGUAAAGAGGUCCAUUCGAGUAUCUGUGAGAACGGGAUUAAGUUUAAUCAGUUUGUUCUUAAUGGUUUGGUGGACAUGUAUGCAAAAUGUGGAGAUUUGAAUACUGCAAGGUCGAUUUUUGAAGGGAUGCGUCAAAGGAAUGGGACUUGUUGGAAUUCUAUGAUCACCGGGUUUGCUAUUCAUGGAUUAUGUCAGGAGGCUGUUGAAUUCUUUUAUCAGAUGGAAACUGAAAGUGUUAAGCCAGAUGAGAUAUCUUUUCUUUCUGUUCUUUCAGCUUGUGCUCAUGGAGGACUGGUGCAAGAAGGUUUAAACAUAUUCUCGAAGAUGGAAAAGUACAGAGUAAAAGCAGGUGUUAAGCACUAUGGUUGCAUUAUCGAUCUGCUGGGAAGAAGGGGGAGGUUAAAAGAAGCAUUUGAUCUGGUUAAGAGCAUGCCGAUGAGACCAAAUGAUACAAUUUGGGGAACUCUACUAGGAGCUUGUCGAGUGCAUUCAGAGGGCACUUUGGCUGAGGAGGCACUCGAAGAUAUUAUUCACAUGGAUUCUAGAAACAGUUCACAUUAUGUUCUCCUAUCCAAUAUUUAUGCUGAUUCAGAUCUAUGGGAUAAGGCCGAGAAAAUAAGGACAGACAUGAUUGACAAAGGAAUAGAAAAGAUUUCUGCAUCUAGUUCAUGCAUGUUUGGCAGUAGAAACAGCAACUUUUAACUUGCGAGUCCUGUCAUCUGUCUAUAAGACUAUAAUACAUUAAUUAUAGGGGCAAAAAUGAUCUUUCUAUCAAAUUUCUGAAGG